CACCACAUCACCUACGCCGCACACACAGCCACAGCAUCCAGCUACACCCAGCCAUCCGGCAUGGCCGCCGCGCCGCCUCUUAGCGACGCCUCGGGCGCCUCUGCGCCGCACGCCGUCGCAGCGCAUGCGGCGCCGCACCCGGCCGCCGCCGAGGCCGUGCCGCGCGACGCCAACGCCGCCGCCUUCGUCAGCUCGGUCGAGCACGGGCGCCCGCUGAGCAUGAUCGCGUCGAGCGCCUACAGCGACGACGAGGAAGAGGCAGUGCCGCAGCGCUCCGCGGCGGAGCAGGAGCGCAUCCGGGCACGCGCACCGGCGCGCCGCACGCUCGACGAGCUGCGCAUCGAGGUGCACGCCCUGUAUGCGCGCGAGUCGUCGGACGGCGCAGCGGUCCGGCUGGGCGAGCUGCCGCGCCUGCUGGCUGCGUUCGAUGCGCAGACCGGCCGGCCGCUCGUCUCGCCGAGCAACAUGGCGAUCAUUGAGAUGCAUGCCGAGCAGGAGCCGGACCUGCAAAUGUCCGAGGACAAGUUCGUCGACAUGAUCACUGCGCUGCACAGCGCAGGCGCGAACAGCGACAGUGAGGGAGACAUGUCGCUCGAUGUCCUCAUGCCCGGACGGGCCGGAGAGAAGGCGGUGGGCGAAGACUCGAUGGACGAGGACGUGUCGCAGGGCGAAGACUCGAUGGAGGUGUCGUCGUCCUCGGACGAAGACGUGCGAGCGUGGCGAAGCCGCGCCAUCUCUUCGAGCCCUCCAGGCACCGCACUCGCGGUGCGCAAGCGUGGCUACGAGGCGUUCCCUCGCUCGCAGGACCAGCUAGACGACGCCGACGCGCCUGUGCGGCGCCUGCCGUCGAUGCUGCGCCGCAAGACGACGACGUCAGACCCAGCCGAGUCGCCGUUUCGCAACACGCCGGCAGGCGAUGAGCGUCGCGUGCUCAGCGGCAAGGGCAAGGCUACCAACUGUCCCAGCGCUUUCACCAAGCCGCGUCCAGCGGCCGUGACACGCGCCCGCCGCACGAGCGACGCUGGCCUCGACGCGGAAGGGACGGUCAACGGCGAUGUCGACGACGACUCCAUCUCCACGCCGAGCGUGCGUCGCCGGAUGCCCUCGCAGCCGCUGCCCGAGAUGCCGCGCAGCGCCUCGACUGGCUCUGCGGGCUUUCGCCACUUCCCACGCGCCACGAGCCCGCACAACUGGGAAGAGGAGGCGGCCCUCGCGCAGUUCACUCCGCUGUCUCCUGGCCUCAUGUCGCCGCCGCUCAUCCGCCAAGCCGAGGCGGACUCUGAGAAGCUGAGCAGCAAGAUCAAGACGCUCGAGCAGCAGCAUCGCGCCAGCUCGCUGCAGUGGAGCGAGGAGCGCGAGAACCUGCACGAGGAGCAUGCUCACGUGAGCGCUGAGCUCGAGGAGGUCAGGCAGAACGUUGCCUCGCUGCAGAAGGAGCUUGUGAGGGCCAAGGAGCAGAAGGAGCAGGCGGAACGUCGGACCGAAGACAGGGAUCUCGAGAUUCAGGAGAGAGCUGCAGAGGCCGAGCAGUUCAGAGCGCGCAGGGCGGAGUGGGAGAAGGAGAGAAAGCAGCUGCUCGAGCGCGCAACAAUUAGCGAGGCGGUCGCGGUGGAACGCCAGGCCGAGCUGACGCGUGCGUUGGGCGACGGUGAGAAGCAGCACAAGGAGCUCAGGGAGAACAAGGAGGAGCGCUCGGCGCUUUUCAAGAAGAGUCAGAGGCAAGAGUCGGAGAUCUCCGCGCUCAAGAGCCAGCUGCGCAAAGCAGCUCAAGAGCUGCUCGAGCUGAAGGAGCGCGAGGUCCAGCUGCAAGAGCAGAUCAAUAUCAUGCAGGAUCAGAUGCCGGCGGUACGCGCCGGCUCGGGCUUUACGCAAGGUCGCCACCUCAAGGCAGAGCUCGCCGGCGAGGUCAGCUUCGACAACAGCGUCCAGUCGGUCGACGUCGGCGAGACCAGCCUCGCAGACGCCGACACGAGCGGCGACGCAAGCUUCAUCGAGACCACCACUGUGCGGCGUCGUGUCAAGCGCUCGCAGCGUGCCGCAGCUGCAACCGAGUUCGCUGAGACGAUGACGCAGACGGAGCACGCUGCCGCCGAGAUGUCGACGCAAACGGAGCCGGCCGUCGGCGCCGACUCGGCCACGCAGACGGACCAAGCGGCGCCCGUCGAAGCUCUCAAGAAGGAUGUGACGGUAGCGGCUGGGCCCUCAGCGCAGACAGAGCAGUCAUCUGCCGCAGAGCUGCCCUUGCCGCCCAGCUACCGCGAGGCCGAGCUGGAGCGCGCCGUCAUCGCACGCGACCACCCUGCCGUGCAGCUGCACGAGCGCAAGCUCGGCGACCGCGCAGCGCUGCUCCUCGAGUCGGUCUUCCAUACCAGCGAGACGCGGCGCUACCAUGCGCUGCGAGACGACGUCGGCCGCCGCUGUCUCGUCCUCGAGUCGGCCAUCCAAGAGCGCGCCGAUGAGGCACGGCUUCGCGCGGCCCGCGAGUCUGCACCGCGCGCCGCACCGACGCCUUCUCGCUUCGCAAACGACAAGCACGCUGCACAGCUGCUCGCCUGCUCGCUCGGCUUCCUCACCGGCGCCGUCGUGAUGGGCUACUUCUUCAGCGGCCCGCGCUACGCGCUCGGCUCGUUUGCGCUCGAGGACUCGGCGAGCUGGCAGGUCAGCAACGGCCUCGCCGCCGCGAUGCUCGAUCUCGGCGUGCCGCUCAGCACCGGCAGCGGCGCCGGCGAGUGGUGGCUGCCGCGCCUGCUCUACGGCUCGGCCAACGUCGUCCGCCGCCACCAGCCCGUCUAGUGCUCGCUGGGCAUGCAUGCAAGCCCAGCCGAUGCCUCCACCCCUCAUUCACGAUACCACGACCACUGUAGCGACCACGUUCCUUGCUGACAUGCCUGUAUUACCAUCACUUCUUCUGCCCGAGCCC
Tilletiopsis washingtonensis is the source of this 2920-nucleotide messenger RNA. RefSeq lists its product as hypothetical. The transcript is spliced from 4 exons. The coding region runs from base 61 to 2793 and encodes 910 amino acids. Lineage: Eukaryota; Fungi; Basidiomycota; Exobasidiomycetes; Entylomatales. The record is from RefSeq and is a predicted model, not a curated record.